AUGCAUGACGUUGUUGGAUCACAACAUGAGGAGGAGGUUCCUUUGGCAGAUGAAGAAUCUGAGGAUGAUAUUGUGGCCUUAAAUGAUGACUCGGCGGAUCAAUUGACUUUCAAUGUCACAUUGUCACCACCACACGGAACUUCCUCUUUGCCCGAGACACGCUCAACGUCAUCUACCACUCCCGCCAUUGUACCUUUUGAGGAUGACCAUAACGACGAAGGACCUUUCGUUCUAUUGCCAUCACCACGUCGCUGCCCGACGCGGGCCAACCGAUGA
Linum trigynum is the source of this 276-nucleotide messenger RNA. The record is from the annotation of a GenBank genome assembly. Lineage: Eukaryota; Viridiplantae; Streptophyta; Magnoliopsida; Malpighiales; Linaceae.